Messenger RNA from Panicum hallii, 1880 nucleotides. RefSeq names its product putative E3 ubiquitin-protein ligase UBR7. The transcript has 5 exons. The coding region runs from base 269 to 1516 and encodes 415 amino acids. NCBI's taxonomy places the organism in Eukaryota, Viridiplantae, Streptophyta, Magnoliopsida, Poales, Poaceae. Gene Ontology annotation, cellular component: cytoplasm. The record is from RefSeq and is a predicted model, not a curated record. Gene Ontology annotation, molecular function: zinc ion binding; ubiquitin protein ligase activity.
CCCCCGGAUUCUCUCUCUCUCUCUACCCGUGUACCCUCUCUCUCCUCAGCUUCCUUUCUCUCUCCCCGUUAAUCCACCCUCGCUCUAGUAUUCCUUUCCACUUCUCCCCUGCUCAAUCUCAGCUCCCCUGCCUGCGAAGCAUCCCCCAUCUCUCCCCAAUCUCUCCAAUCGCGCGGAGCUCGCACGCAAGCCCGUGCCCCUCACCCACCCGCCAAACCCUAACCCUAACCCGAACCGACCCAGGGUCCCGGCCGCGGCGGCGGGAGGCAUGGCGGACACGGCGCGCGACGGCGGGGACGCCUUCGUGGACGAGGUGGAGCCCACGGUCACCAUCGGCGAGUACAUCGAGGGCAUCGAGGCCGAGGAGCUGGAGGCGGAUUUGGUGCUGGGCGGCGACGACGGCAAGGAGUGCACCUACGCCGGCGGGUACCUCAAGCGCCAGGCCGUCUUUUCCUGCCUCACCUGCGUGCCGGAUGGAGUCGCCGGGGUGUGCACCGCCUGCAGCCUCGCCUGCCACGACGGACAUGAGAUUGUUGAACUUUGGACAAAGAGAAAGUUUCGUUGUGACUGUGGCAACUCAAAGUUUAGUGGCCACCUCUGCAAACUCUGCCCUGAGAAAGAUUCUGAGAAUCCAGAAAAUUGUUAUAACCAUAACUUUAAAGGUUCCUAUUGCACAUGUGGAAGGCCUUAUCCUGAUCCAGAAGCUAAGGAGCAAGUUGAAAUGAUACAAUGCUGUAUUUGCGAGGACUGGUUUCAUGAGGAUCAUAUUGGUCUUAACUCUAUUGAAGAGAUACCGCGAGAUGAGGAAGGGGAACCACUCUAUGAAGAUUUCAUUUGCCAUAAAUGCUCACCUGUUUGUUAUUUCUUGAAACUCUAUCCUGAAACAAUUUGGGCUUCUGGUAAGCAGAAUUUGGCAUCACAAACUGACACAAAUGAUUCAACUGUGAUGGAAGGAGUUCCUUCGGAUCAUGCUAACAUUAAGGAACAUGAAAAUGGUGCUCUUGAUCAUAUGGGUGGCGAGAAGACCUCCAUGGAGAAUGGUUUUACAAAAGAUAUUGUAGUUCCUGAGAAGGCCAAUUUUGGGGACAGUUCUGGAAACAACUGCAAGCUAGGAACAGAUGUAAAUACAAUGCCAUCUGUUACAGAGAAAAAUAUGCCCUUCUUCAUGUCUAAAGGCUGGAGGGACACACUAUGUAGGUGCGAAACAUGCACUAACUUCUAUGCACAACGAGGUAUUGCAUAUCUUGUUGACAAGGAGGACUCUAUUGAGGAGUAUGAGAAGAUUGCCAAGCAGAAGAGGGAGAAGAAGUUGGAGCAGCAGGAAGGAGCUGAGACAAACUUUCUAAAUUCGCUUAACCAUGUUCAGAAGAUAGAGAUCUUGAGUGGCAUUAAUGACAUGAAGAAUGAGUUUCAGUCCUUUCUGGAAUCUUUUGACUCGUCAAAACCUGUCACAUCAGAAGAUAUCCGCUCUGUUUUUGAGAAUCUGGCUAAGAAGAAGAAACAGAGGUUAUCUUAGAGCUUGUGUAGCUUCAAAUCCUGCCGAGUCAAGGGCUACUUGGGUACCUUUAGACAUACUGAGUAAUGUCAUCCUAGGUGCUACUGGACUUGCCAGUGAUGUGGAAUUCCUGCAGCAACACGGUAAUGUUUAAUGUACCGAAGUGGGUCGCAGUAGGUUUCGAUGGCCCAGCUGGCGAACAACCUGUUUGCUCCUUAAUCUGGACACUGUUAGAUGGUAAUUUACAUUGUGUUACCAGUCCCUUGCAGAUGCAAGUUGCCCUAGGUACUAGUUCUGCUGAGUAUGAUGCUUGCCCUGUAGCAUUGCAACACACUGAGUCCUGGUUCUGCUGAUCCCUGGUAGAUCCAUCUUAUCCAUUAACCAA